UGAAUUUUCCAACGAGACCAACCCCAAACAAUCUGUGAGAUAAAGGAGUAGCGCGCCCAAAGAUUUAAACCAUGAGCUGGGCUGUGGAGGAGUGGAAGGAUGGACUUCCAGGGAAAGCCCUGCAGAAGAUCCAGGAGAUGGAAUCGCAGCUGGACAAACUGAAGAAGGACAGGAACCAGAAACAGUUUCAGCUGGACUCCUUAGAGGCUACCCUGCAAAAGCAGAAACAAAAGGCGGACGGUGAACGUUCUGAGACCUCUGCUUUGAAAAGAGAGAACCAGUCUUUGCUAGAGUCUUGUGACUCUCUGGAGAAAGCUCGUCAAAAGGUCGUCCAUGACCUCGGAGUCAAAGAGCAGCAGGUGAGCUACCUUGACGGUCAGCUGAACUCUUGCAGGAAGACCAUAGAGCGACUGGAGCAUGAGCUUAAGAAGUACAAGAAUGAACUGGACCGUUCGCAGCCUGCUGGCUCUUCCUCCUUGUCGUCCUCCUCCUCUUCUGACAUUCAGCACUACACGACUCCACAGAAGAGUUACCCUACCCCAGUUUCUGGAGCAGCCUACAGGCAGCAGGAUAACAGACUAGAUGUGCUUCAGGAGAAAUACAGCCAGGAGGUGGAAGAAAGAAAAAGGCUGGAGACUGAACUCAAAGUCAUGCAGGUCAAAAUGUUGAACCAGUCCUCAGUCAGUGUUAGCCACAAGGACAUAGCUGCUCGCCAAGCUGGAUCUUCGAUAUUCCCAUGGCAACAGGAUCAGGCCCACAGCCGCCAGUCCCAGGAUGCAAUGGAAACGCCUCUGAAGAGGCGGGGAGCCUCCCUGUGGGACGCCCUGGAGGAAACCCCCAUUAAAAGCAGCCAGCGGAUGAGCUCUACCAGAGCGGCGCAGAGUCCCUGUGGAUCCUCCCAACAGAUGGAGCAGCUGAAGACACUCAACCAAGAGUUGCGUGGCCGUGUGUCAGAGCUGGAGAGGAACCUGUCCACUCAGGAGAAGGAUAUUCGUAACCAGGCCUCCAAGCUGCAGGAACUUCAAACCCAACUGACCCAGGCCCGCAAAGAGCUGACUGAGCGGGACAGAGAGGUGGCCAAGACCAGCCACGAGCUGAGUCAGGCCACAGACAGACACCAGCAGGUUGUGACCAAGUGUUCAUCAAUUGAACAGAAGCUGAAACAAGUCUCAGAGGAGAUGAGCUGUCAGAGGCACAACGCUGAGAGCUGCAAACGAGCCCUGGAGCAGAAACUCAAGGACCAAGAGAGAGACAGUCAAAAGGAGCUAGCUCAGCUGCAGAAUACUCACCAGGCUUUGGACCAGCAGCUGAACCAGACCAGAACCAAGCUAACACAAGAGAUCCAACAGUCUAAAAAAGAACACAACGUACUGCAGGCUGACAUGGAGAAGGUAACUUUGUUGGCCGAGGAGAAGGCGGCCCUGCUGAAGCAGUGUGAGGAGAGCGUUUCAGAGAAGGUUGAAGAGACCGAGACGCUCAAGCUGCAGCUGGAAGAAGUUCAGCAAGCGCUGCUGCUCACCCACAAACAGAUCAGUUCCACACAUCAUUUGCUAAAGGUCCAGGAGCAACUGGGAGCUGAGCUUCAGAAACAAAUCAAGACGUUGUCUGACAAAGAAGAGGAACACAAGAAGAUGCAUGAGAAGAAAUCAGAAGAGCUCAAAGAGUUAGAGGGGGAGCUGAAGGGUCUGCAGAGCCACGCAGAAGAGAAGGAGAAGCAGCUCGGAGAGGCGGACGCUCACAUUUUGUCUCUGGAGAAACAAACGGCUGAGCUGGAAAAUGCAGCUCAAGAGACGAAGAAGGAGGCCGAGAACCUCCAGCAGUCUCACACUGAGAAGACCAACUGCCUUCUGGAGCAGAUAUCUUCCUUACAAGAGAAGCUGACUGCGAGCAAAGAUGAAGCAGAGAAGCUCCCAGCCUUGGAGAAAGAACUGGAAGUGGUCAACCAGUCCCAUGCUGAUCUUAAGAAGCAUCUAGAAGCUCUUGAGAAGAGUCACUCCUCUACUAUUGAAAUCAAAUCCAACUUGGAGAACACCAUGAACGAGAAAAACAAUCUAAUCUGUAAUUUGGAGAACGAGGUUAAGGAGCUCGGAGAGAAGGCGAGCAAAGAGUCGGCAAAUCACACUUUGAAGGUUGAAAAUAUGAUCAACAAAGAGAAGAUCCUCAAAGAGAAGCUCGAGGCUGCGAGGAAAUUAGUUAAUGCAUCAAAGACAGAAUCAAGUACUCGACGAGGAGAGAUCAAGACCAUGAAGACGACUCUGUCUGCUGCUUCACACGGCUUAGAAGAGAGAGACAACGAGAUAAAGAGUCUGAAGGAGAAGCUCAAUAACGCUGAGGCAGAGCAGGCUAAAUCAUCAGAUCUCUUGAAGGAGAAGAUGGUUGCCAUGCACAAAAUCAAGGUUCAGCUGGAGAUGCUUCAAAUGGACCUGGAGGACAACGAGACAGUCAUGAGCACUUGUGAAAGUCAGGUGGAGGAACUGAAGGGAACCAUAGAGUCGCUGGAGGCUCAGCUGACUCACAACAACACCCAGAUGACUGACAUGGAGGCAAGACUGGAGGACAGCCAAGCCCAGGUCUCUGUCCUGGAAACCCGUUUAGACGAUGUCCAAUCCCAGAACUCGUUGCUGGAGACGCAGUUUGUCACAGCGAGGGACGAGCUGAUGGAGAGGAGCUAUGAAAUUACUCGUCUCGAAGAGGACGUCGCCAAUCAGAAACAGCUGGAGGAGAGUGUUGCUACUUUUGAGUCUAAGCUCUGUCAGGCCACAGAGGAAAAUGUCAAGUUAGAGACAACUCUCAGGCAGGUCAUUGAAGACAAAGAUAAUAGUCUUAACCAGUUACAACAAGAGAAAAACUGCCUUGAAGCUUCUUUGAAACAGGUAACAGAUGAUAAAGAGAAAGUAGAAACUGAAAUGAUUCGAGUAAAUGCAGAGAAGAAACAGCUGGAGGUCAGUUUGGAUGAGCUUUCUGAGAAGAACAAACAACUGCAGAACAACAUUCAGCAGUUAACUGAGGAAAAUCAGAAGGUCGAUGAACUCACCGCUCAGAAACAAGUCGCUGAAUCAACUCUGAGACAGGUCAACGAGGAGAAGGCCCAACUCGAUGUUACCCUCACUCUAAUUACUGAGGAGAAAGUCCAACUCGAGGCUAAACUAAAUGAGCUAGCCUCUGAAAACAGUAACUCUGUCACUAAAUGUAAUCAAGUAGUUGAGGAAAAGCUUCAGCUAGAAGACAAUUAUAAUCAGCUGACCGAGGAGAAAAUCAAACUACAGGCUAGUGUGGAUCAAGUCACCGAGGAGAAAAUCAAACUACAGGCUAGUGUGGAUCAAGUCACCGAGGAGAAAAUCAAACUACAGGCUAGUGUGGAUCAAGUCACCGAGGAGAAAAUCAAACUACAGUCUAGUGUGGAUCAAGUCACCGAGGAGAAAAUCAAACUACAGGCUAGUGUGGAUCAAGUCACCGAGGAGAAAAUCAAACUACAGUCUAGUGUGGAUCAAGUCACCGAGGAGAAGCUGCUGCUACAAGACAGCAUAGAGCGGCGGGAAGACGAGGUGGCUUCACUUAAAGAGCAGCUGGAGAGGAUGGAGAAGAGGACCGAGGAGGAGAACAGAGAGAGGAACCGACAGUUUGAGGCGGAGCAGGCCGAGCUGCAUCAGAAGUUGGCGAGUUUACAGACGGAGCUGACUGAGUUGAAGCUGCAGUACGACUCCCUGCUGGAGCAGGUGGGCCAGCAGCACAGCCUCAUACAGCAGCUCUCUGGACCACAAGGUACCCAGAACUCAGGAGAACAAAUCAUCCACAUGGACAACCAGGAGACAUUGGAUAUUGUUGAAGCAGCAGGACAGAUUGAUGUAGAGCCGACACUUGAUACGAGCACCAGUCUUGAGUCCCUUCCAGUAAAUGAACAGCUGAGCCCCGAGGUGUCUGAACUGGAUGAACUGGAACUUUCCCACCAUUCUGAUAAGGACUUCAGUGAGACAGAGCUGGUGUUCAAGGAGGACAUCAGUGAGCAAGAGAUGAUCCAGGAACAGCUGGAGGAGGAGAGGGAGGCAGGUGUGGCAGAUGUUGAGGAAGCAGGCUGUAACGAGGAGAAGCAUCAGCUUCCUGAAGACAGCAGUAGUCCCAAAGAUGUCCCUGAAAGCACACCUGAAAUCUGUGAGAUGUCUCUACCACCAUCAUCCAUUGGGGAGAGAAGACACUUGGAGUCCAUUGAGUCAUCCCAGGUCCAAGCUGACACAGCUAUGAUCACAAAACAAGAACUCCAGACCCUGCGCUCAGACUUUGAUUCACUGAGUUCGGACCUGGCACUGAGAAUGGAGUUGACCUCCGAACUGGAAAUCCAAGUUCAAAACUUAGAGACCAAACUUCAAGCAACAGAGGAGCAGGCACAGGGUGCAGCGCAUAAGCUGAGCAUCGCUGUGAAGGAAAAGAAAGUCGCUGCUGACCAGUUGUUCCAGCUGUCAGAAGAGAGGGAGACCUUAACUCAGCAGCUGCAAACAGCUAAGUUCCAGCUUACUGAUGUGAUGGAGAUGAUGGAAGGACUAGAGAUGGCCAAAGGUGGUUGGGACGAGAAAUUCCUUCAGCAGGAGAGUGAGCUGAGGAGGGUUCGCUCUGAGAAAGCUAACCUGGAGCAGCACAUCCUGGGCAUGGAGUCUGAGCUGGAGACCCUGCAGGGGCAGAGGAGCAAACUGGGGACUGAGAUGGAGACGCAGAGGAGGACAUGUUCAGGCAUGGAGCAGCAGAUAGAAACUCUCAGGACAGAGACAAGCCAGCUCAGGUCUGAACUUGUGUCCUGCACCGAGGAGCGUGACGACCUGAACCAGUCCAUGGGCCAAUGGAGAGACAAAGUUCACAACCUGGAGAACACGAACUGUGACACCAGAAACCUAAUCUCCAUCCUGGAGGAUGACAUCAGAGCAGGGAGGAAGGAGUAUGAAGUCCUUCAAAGCAGCAUGGAGAAACUGAAGACUGAGAGGCAGCAGCUGCUGGAUCAGGUUAAGGCACUGGAGCAGGCAAUAUCCCAUCAGAGUGGAGAAAGAGAUGAGCUGAUCGGGAAGCUGGACCAAAUCCAAGAAGAUCACACAUCAGCCGAUAACAACACGGAGUCCAUGUUCGGCAAGAUACAGGCGUUACAGGGAGAAGUGUGCCGCCUCUCACAGUCUCUGGAGUCUUCUCUUCUGGAAAAGGGAGAGAUUGCCUCUCGCCUGAACUCGACACAAGAGGAGGUCCAGCAGAUGAGGACUGGGAUUGAAAAGCUGCAGGUUCGCAUCGAGUCAGACGAGAGGAAGAAAAAGAAGAUGGGAGAGAUGCUCAAAGCUGCCCAGAGGAAAUCUGACUCGCUGCAAGAUCGCAUUGCUGUCCUGGAGCGAGAGAAGGAAGACCAAGAGGAGAGUCUAGAGGAGGCUGUGCUUCAGGCUGAGACAGCCACAGCUGAGCUGGAGGAGGAAAGGAUAAAGGUAGAGGAGGAGAAGAGGGAACUCACCGAGAAACUUUCCGAGCUGUCUGCCACACUGGACGACCUGAGAUCAGAGAAAGAACACAUGGAGAGAGAGCUGGAGACAAAGAACAGAGAGAUAGAAGAACUGAAGUCCGCUAAGGAGCAGCUGGAGAGAGGGUUGGAGAAGGCAGAGGUGGAGAGAAGAGAGGGAGAGGAAAGGCAGAAAGGGCUGGAGAAAGGAAUGAGAGAGGAAGCCGAGCUGCAAACAAAGAACAUGGACGACCUCCAGGCACAGCUGGAGGCCUCCCAGCAGAGAGAGGCCUCCCUGGAGCAAAGGGGUGCAGACACAGAAGGGGAGAGAGAGAGGCUGCAGUCUCUGCUGGUGGAGAUGGAGAAAGAGAAAUCCUGCCUGCACACUUCUCUGGAGGAGUGGGAGACGGAGAGUAACAACCUGAGGAACAGUAUUAAGGCUUUAGAGGAAGAAAUAAAAGAGCUCCAAACACAGAUUAAAGAACAAGAGAGGGAAAUGCUGGAGAGGGAGGACGCUUCAGCAAAAUCCAUCCAGGAGGAAGUGCUCUCGACUCUGUCUUCAGUGGAACAAGAGAGAGAUCAUCUGCAGUGCACUCUUGCAUCUGUAGAAGGAGAGAAAGAAAGGCUGGAGCAAGAGAGGGGGGUGUUAGCUGAAGAGAAAGAAAAGCUACAGGCUGACCUCUCAUUGAUCGAAAAGGAGACGCAACAAACGCUAUCUUCAUUGAAGGAAAGAACAGAGCAGGAGAAACUAAAGAUCGAUGGGGAAAAACAAGAACUGCAGUCUUCCCUUUCUUCGAUUGAAGUCGAGAAGAAUAACCUGUCCUCGGCUCUUUCCUCCCUGGAACAAGAGAAGGAGACACUCGCAGGAGAACAAGAGACUCUUCAGUCUACAGUUGCCUCGAUGGAGAAGGAGUUGGAAGAGUCCAAAGAGUGUGCAGCAAAGCUCAAUGAGCAGAUACCAAUAGAUGCACGCCAGUCACGCUGA
Notothenia coriiceps (black rockcod) is the source of this 6446-nucleotide messenger RNA. RefSeq names its product centromere protein F (gene cenpf). Gene Ontology annotation, cellular component: spindle pole; nucleus; chromosome, centromeric region. The transcript is spliced from 29 exons. The coding region runs from base 72 to 6446 and encodes 2124 amino acids. The record is from RefSeq and is a predicted model, not a curated record. Gene Ontology annotation, molecular function: dynein complex binding; transcription factor binding; protein homodimerization activity. Gene Ontology annotation, biological process: mitotic cell cycle; regulation of G2/M transition of mitotic cell cycle; metaphase chromosome alignment. NCBI's taxonomy places the organism in Eukaryota, Metazoa, Chordata, Actinopteri, Perciformes, Nototheniidae.